AUGCUGGCGUGUGGAGUCGCAUGGCAAGUCUGGUUAAUUGCAAAUCAGAGGAGGAUUAUGAUCAGUUAUGUGACUUACUUGCAGGAUUCCAUCAUCUUUCUUUCAUUAAUUGAGGCUGUUCAGAACUCUGCAAAGCUUGACAAGCAAGAUAUCAUUCAGUAUCAAAACCGUGACUACUUUGGAGUUCAUCACUCGUAUAGGACAGCAAAUAUGGAAGCUAAUUAUCUACGCCAUUUAGCUCGUGAAGAAUCUCGAAAACGCCGUCGGUCAUCAUCAGCACAUUUAUCUUCACAGUUUGAUCGUAGGUCACAAACCCGACCAAGGAUAACCCGAUCGCCUUCGGAAAGCUUUCAAAGCCCUUCAGUGAAUAUAUUGUCUUUCGAGGAGCAGCGGCAGGCCUUGGAGCUCCGACAAAUCGAGAUUAAGCUGAGAAGAGAAGAGGAAGAAGUUCGGGCUCUUCAACUUCAAAAUGAGGAGAAGGAAUUGGAAUUUAUGGAAAGACGGAGAAGACUGCAGGAAUUUGAUUUCUAA
This is a messenger RNA of Aspergillus nidulans FGSC A4, 531 nucleotides long. RefSeq lists its product as uncharacterized. The record is from RefSeq and is a predicted model, not a curated record. NCBI's taxonomy places the organism in Eukaryota, Fungi, Ascomycota, Eurotiomycetes, Eurotiales, Aspergillaceae. The transcript is spliced from 7 exons. The coding region runs from base 1 to 531 and encodes 176 amino acids.